GAGUGAAGUGAAAUCAACGGACCGUAAAAAAAAGAGCUGCCCAAGUUUGGUGAGGAAUUGAGACCACUCAAAGAACGGAGGCGGAAGAGGCGGAGCAGCAGCAAGUCAGAAGCUAUAGAUCCCUGAUGCUCUCUUUCUUUUCCAUGCACGAGAGAGGAGCUUCGCAAGAUUCCGUUUUCUUGUUUCCUUUUCACUUCUUCCGAUUCCUCUUCUCUUCUCUGGGAAGCAAUAGAUUUUUUUUUUUUUUUCUGUCCGCUAAUUGGAGUUGAAACCCUGUGAGAAGUAGAGAAGAAGGCGCCCGUCAAUUGAAAGGAAGAGAAAAAAAGGGCAGAGGAGCAGCAGCGACAAGAACUAUAGGAGGAGAAGAAGAAAGCAAAGAUGGCAGCUGGUCCUUCUCCAAAGAUUUCGUUCGGAAUCAUUGAAGAAGAGAACUGUGGGGGUUCUUCAUACGGCCAAGUUAAGCAACAGGCAUCGAGCACAACCGCUACAACAAAUACACCUCAAAAAAAGAAGAGGAGUCUCCCUGGAACACCAAAUCCAGAUGCAGAAGUGAUUGCACUCUCACCCAAGACCCUAAUGGCCACAAACAGAUUCAUAUGUGAAGUGUGCAACAAAGGGUUUCAGAGGGAACAAAACCUGCAACUCCACAGGAGAGGCCAUAAUCUUCCAUGGAAGCUGAAACAGAAAUCAACGAAGGAGGUAAAGAAGAAAGUCUAUGUCUGUCCAGAGACGACAUGCGUCCACCAUGACCCGUCGAGAGCUCUAGGCGACCUCACAGGCAUCAAGAAGCACUUCUGUAGGAAGCACGGCGAGAAGAAAUGGAAGUGUGAGAAGUGCUCAAAAAAAUACGCAGUUCAGUCCGAUUGGAAAGCCCAUUCUAAGACAUGCGGUACAAGAGAAUACAGAUGUGAUUGUGGAACCCUUUUCUCAAGGCGAGACAGCUUCAUUACACACAGAGCAUUCUGCGAUGCAUUGGCUCAAGAGAGUGCAAGGCUUCCGAGUGGCCUGCAGCUGUACAGCCAUCAGUCAUCUGAUAUGCUUAGGCUUCAGGGAGGUGGACCGCAGCUUGAUAUGAUUCCUUCAUCAACUUCUGCGCUUAGAUCCUUGCCACCCUUCUUCCCCUCGGCUCUUAACCAGAAUUUCCAUGAAGUAUCCCAGACCCUCAGUGAAUAUACCGGCUUGACUCAGAUUCCCAGCCUUUCUGGAAACGGUAGCACCACCAACAAUCCCGCUGGCGGUCUUUUCAACUUGGGAUUUCUCUCAAACGGCAGUCUAGCCAACAGUAGAAAUGACGGGACUAACAGUGCCCAUCUCGCACCUUCAGGCCUAUCAUCGAUUCCAGACCACUUCAGUGGCAACAUUUCGAAUGAUCACAUGAGCGAAACCGUGUCUUCCCUCUACACCUCUCAUAUCCAGAACGGUGGUACAGUUCUCCCUCAGAUGUCUGCCACUGCCUUGCUUCACAAAGCUGCACAGAUUGGUGCAGGUGCAACAGGCAACAGUGAGAGCCUGCUAGGAGGGUUUGGUAGCUCGGCUACGAACACCGUCGGCCUUAAUUGGCAGGACCAGAGAUCUUCUUCUUCUUCGUCAUCUUUCCCAGCCAGCAAUUCCUCCAGCUUCCACAUGACCAACCUGGACCAGAUGAGGCCCAACUUCAGCAACUGCCAAGAGAGCCAUCUCCAAGACAUCAUGAAUUCUCUAGAGAACAGCAACAUGCGAGCUGCUUUCGGUGGCAAUCUCAGAAUCAGAGGUCGAGAUAAUGGUGGUGAUGGCGGUGGUCACUUUAUCAGUGCAAACAAUUGCAUGAAUUUGGAAAAUCAAAGGGUGCUGGAAUCUCUUAAGGACAAACUCCACCACAACUCUGCUUCUGCCCUCAGCCUGGGAGGGAGCGACGGGCUAACCAGAGAUUUCUUGGGGGUUGGAGGCAUGAAUAGAGGGUUCAUAGAGGGAGCUUUUGGUCGGAGAGAUCAACAUCACGAACGGAACGUGAACUUUGCGUCCAUGGAUUUGGAAAUGAAAUCGUACAAUGAGGGUUACCUGCACUAAGGAUCAAAAUGAGCCUAACUAUUAAGAGCCCAACGGGAAGAAAUCAGAGAGAGUCCUCAUUGAGGUAUGUCGAUUAGUGGAACUGUGUAUCGUCUCUUGGAGCUGAAUUAGUUUAUGAUUUUGGUAGUCAGGUAUUAGGGCCAGACCAGUAAGGUGCUUUCCUCCAAGGGUCUGGUAACCUCAUCUUGCUUGUUUGUUUAGGUUCCGGAGUUUGUGUUUGAUCAGUGAUCAUUAGACUAAGAAAGAAUAAGCCGCAUUUUGCAUGGUACAA
Molecule: messenger RNA, 2317 nt
Organism: Nymphaea colorata (pocket water lily)
Lineage: Eukaryota; Viridiplantae; Streptophyta; Magnoliopsida; Nymphaeales; Nymphaeaceae
Product: zinc finger protein GAI-ASSOCIATED FACTOR 1-like
Exons: 3
Coding region: 379-2046 (555 amino acids)
Cellular component (GO): nucleus
Molecular function (GO): DNA-binding transcription factor activity
Source: RefSeq, a predicted model, not a curated record